AUGGCAGCAACUCAGCUUCCCGCGAGUGCCGUGGCAUCAAAGCUCCCAUCAGGACAGGAGAACCGCGAGUAUGAGAAGAUCUUAAGAAUAAGUGAGGACAUCUUUUCUGGGACUCACCCUAGAUUGAAGGUUCCGCAGCAAUUUGUUCGCAAGGCCGUGUCUCGCAAUCCGCCUGUGUCGUUGACGCCUCAGAACAAGGCGGACGAACAGGCCGUUUUGCCUCCUAAAGGCCCAUCGCGAUCUGCCGCUCCUGUCUCGAAGCCCACUAGCUCGCACAGUUCGGUUACGGCCAAUGGGCCCUCGAGCACGACAGCCUCGGCGCGUAUCCUCCCUAAGCCUGCCUCCGAGAUUGAUCCGAUCUUCCUCGAGAAGUCGGACGACUUGGUCCGGGCAGAACUGCAGUUGCAGAGACAAAGGGUUGAAAGAGAGCUACGGGAACAGCUUGAGCUGAAAAGGCAGGAGUCAAAACAAAAGGUUUCCAUACAGGAUGCGACACCUGAUUUUGACGUCUCUGAUGUUCUAGCAAGAGCAUUUGAGUUGGUUAAACCGUCUCCGUCUCUUGAGGGCCCUGGCCCUGCGGCGCCCAGCGAUUCGUUUGAUGAGAAUUCCUUUUACUCGAGCAGAGCGCCUGACUCACCCCAGCAUGGUGACCGCUACCACAAGCGAUCCUCGGCCUCUUCUUCCAACCCCGAGGAACAAGGCGCGGAAGCCACUCAAGGGAGAUACUCAGAUGAGUUGCAACGGCUCGAAGCCCUCAACCGUCCUGACUCGGAUCAGUCAAUGCAAGAUACUUACUCCAUUGCAGACCACCGGACUUCUCAUAAUAGGCAACCGCAUCGUCCUGAAGAUACCUCAGCAUACCGAGCCCAGCCCGUUCGCCAGCAGGUCGAUCCUAUAGAAGAGCCCGAAUACUCCCCUCCAGCUCCUGGUGUUGCCCCUAUGGAAAGAGUGGAAGUGGAAAGUUACGAACCACAGAGGGGAUAUCCGCAAGGACCGAGACGUCGGGCACUCGACCGAGAAGACCGCUAUGCUCGACGAUCGGAGUCCCCGCCGCAUCGUGUACGGGUAAUACGGAAUCAUAUUACGUCCCCUGCGGCCCCUCAACCGUCCAGGGUCUCCCCUCUUGCCAUUGCCAAAGCUCCCUCGGUCAACCAGCACCAUGCUUCACGCCCAGAGUACGAACCAGAACGGCACGGUAGCCCCGAGGUUGUCGCCACUCAGCCUGUGAUCUCUAGGAAGCGUAGACGAUUGCAAGACGACAAGGACCGCGGGUACAGACAGGGUGUCGGUUCAGUGAAACCGUUCAUCAAGGAAGAGCCAGUUUCGCCCCCUCCCUUUGCAGAUACACCACCCAUGUACCGUGCACGCGCUCCUCAGGAAGGGCCCGUCUAUAUUGAUGUUUCUUCUCCACGAUAUACUCCAGUGGUGGAAAGAAGGGAACCUCAGCCUCCUCUGAGGACUUCAGCAUAUGAAUUAGAACCGUAUGAUGAAACUCAUGGUGAUUCAGGCAUACAGCGCACAGUGUCACGGCUUAGUACACGGCGGCCAAUGCGAGACGACCAAGAUUUACGGAGAGUCGCAAGUUUGCACCAGGCUCGGAAACCCGAAUACGUCCGCGAGUAUAUGGACCAGGGCAGUCCCCACCCAUCUCGUGGGCCUUAUACAAUUGUUGAACGUCUGCCACCAGAGAACACCCGGUAUUAUGAGGAACCUGGAGCGCCUCCGCCGAGGCGUUUCGCCUCGCCGCUCCCACCGCAGAUGGCCGAAACGUACUAUAAUGAUUAUGUUGUGGCGCCGCCUCCGCGGCGCAUUGUUAUCGAUGAGCAUGGGAAUGAGUAUUACGAAGCUUUACCCGCACCGAGGGUGCAAGCUAUGCCUCCCCCAUCCAGCCGGAUACCUCGGUCUGAUGUCUACGAGGGGCCUCCCCAGAUUCGUCAGGCUAGCAUGCGGGCAACGUCUGUCGUGGAAGAUCCGUACGGUGGUCGAAGGUAUGUGCAAGAAGUGCCCUCUCAGGGAGCUUAUCGACGGGUCACCGACUAUGCUCGGCCUACUCCGAGUGAACGGCGCCCUUAUCCUGCUCCAUUCGGUGUGCAAGAACCAUAUCCGCGUAGCAGCAGUGUGCAGGUCCACGACUAUGCAGGCCGACAAGGCCACUAUGUGGAAGAAAUGGAGCUGCCGCGAGAGAGGAUUGUGCGAGUUCCGAGUGUGCGGCCACCGACGACGACGAGAUAUCAGGAGCCGCGCGAAGUGAUUCAACGGGUGGAGAGCGUCCAUCCUGGCGGUCGUGAUAUGAGCGUAUACAUGGAUGAGGAGACGCGGCAUCCCAGAGAGUACAUUGAGCGACCGCCUGUAUAUGUAGCUACGCGGCCUGUGGCCCGCGAGGAGCGGUACUAUGACAAUGGGGAGCCAGAUCGAAUCGUGCAGCUUGACGGGCCGAGGGAUGGGGCCCACAGGGCUCCUCAGCGCUACUGA
This is a messenger RNA of Aspergillus calidoustus, 2472 nucleotides long. The record is from the annotation of a GenBank genome assembly. NCBI's taxonomy places the organism in Eukaryota, Fungi, Ascomycota, Eurotiomycetes, Eurotiales, Aspergillaceae.